Psammomys obesus (fat sand rat) is the source of this 873-nucleotide messenger RNA. Its product is annotated as T-cell ecto-ADP-ribosyltransferase 2-like. The transcript has 3 exons. The coding region runs from base 1 to 873 and encodes 290 amino acids. Gene Ontology annotation, molecular function: NAD+-protein-arginine ADP-ribosyltransferase activity; NAD+ poly-ADP-ribosyltransferase activity. NCBI's taxonomy places the organism in Eukaryota, Metazoa, Chordata, Mammalia, Rodentia, Muridae. The record is from RefSeq and is a predicted model, not a curated record.
AUGACAUCAAAAGUUCACAGAGUCCUCCUAACUUGGUGGCUAACCCAGCAGCUGACUGGCCUGACAGAGCUCACCAUGCUAGACAUGGCUCCCAAUGCAUUUGACGAUCAGUAUGAGGGCUGUGUGGAAGAAAUGGAUGAAAAGGCACCCCAGCUAUUACAAGAAGACUUCAACAUGAACGAGCAAUUAAAACUUGAGUGGGAAAGGGCAGAGCAGCAAUGGGAGACGAUAAAAAAUAGAAGGAAUUAUUCCGAAGGUUUCCAUGACUUCCAUGGAAUAGCUUUAGUGACUUACACUGGGAACCUCGCCAAAGAUUUUAACAGAGCUGUUAGAGCGUUCAAGACAAACCCAGCCAACUUCCAUUACAAAGCCUUCCACUACUACUUAACAAGAGCUCUUCAGCUUCUGAGUAACCAGAAUUGUUUCACGGUUUAUCGAGGCACUAAGACCAAGUUUAAUUACAGAGAGAAGGGCUCUGUGCGAUUUGGGCAGUUCGCUUCCUCAACUAUGGCUAAGAGUGUAGCUCUUUCUCCAGAAUUUUGCAGUGAUCGUGGGACACUGUUUACCAUCAACACCUGCUUGGGGGUUGAUAUCAAAGACAUCUCCUCCUUCCCUCGUGAAGAGGAAGUGUUAAUUCCAGGCUAUGAAGUAUAUCACGAAGUCACCAUAACACGAAAUGAAAAUGGGUACAACAAAAUUUCUCUGGCCUCCCCCCAAAGAAAGAAGAGCAACUUCAAUUGCUUCUAUAAUGGUUCUACUGAAAUAGACAUCUGCCAUUUGAGAAGCUCAGGAACCGGAGAGAGCUGUGCAUUCUGGCUCCUUGUGGUGAUGUUCUGUCUCCUGGUUCAGCUGCUUCCUCCUGAUGAGCGGUAG